Molecule: messenger RNA, 618 nt
Organism: Helobdella robusta
Lineage: Eukaryota; Metazoa; Annelida; Clitellata; Rhynchobdellida; Glossiphoniidae
Exons: 2
Source: RefSeq, a predicted model, not a curated record
AAGAUUAAACUGUUGACAUUUGAUGCUGUCAAUACGUUAAUAAAAGUGAGUCCUUGUCCGUUCAAACAGUAUUACGAAGCAGCAAAACAGAAUGGCUAUCCUGUUGCCAUAGAAAAAAUCAGUGAAGCCUAUGGGCCUACCUGGAAGACACUGAAAUUGAAAUAUCCCAACUACGGUCUCAAUCAAGGUAUAAAGAGCAGACAGUGGUGGGAGAUGUUCAUAAAAAAUGUUUUUGAUGAAGCUGGUUACACUGUGCCAGAUGAUUUGAUGUGCAAAAUUGUAAAUCAACUUUAUCAUAAUUUUGGUACUAAUCAAAGUUGGAAAGUUAUAAAUGAUGUCAAAAAAAUGUUGAAUGAUUUAAAAAAUGCAGGAUUCAAAUUGGCUGUUGUGUCUAACUUUGACGAAAGAUUACCUUCCGUCUUCAAAGCAUUAAAUUUGUAUCAAUAUUUUGAUUUGUUGGUCAAUUCAAGGAUAGCAAAAUCAGAAAAACCAGAUACCAAAAUUUUUUUGUACACUUUGGAGCUUGCCAAUGUGAGGCCAGAAGAGACGGUUCAUAUUGGAGAUGACUAUUGUGAGGAUUUCAUUCCAGCACAACAAAUUGGCAUACAACCUUAUUUG